GGAAGCGUUUCGAAUUCAAUACGGCAAAGAGACGCGUUUGUCACUUGAGGGGAAUACUUGAGGAUGAUAUUUAGUAAGAUGUUUUCCCUUGUUGCCCUGCUGAUCAUAAACCUACCAACAGAUGGAGACACCGCACCUAUCACCUGCUACAAUGACGAAGGAGUUGCUGUUGACUGGUUCUAUAUCUACAAACUGCCACAUAAGCAUGGUAGCAAAACUCAAAACGAUGGGCAGAAGUAUCUACUAAUGGAUAAAGGGAGCGAGGGAUGGACGGACGGGAAUGUCCUGGUGAACGACAGCACUGGAGCACUAGGGAGGACAGUGGGGCAGCUAUAUCAGCAAGAAAAGAGCAGUGAGCUUGCCUAUAUCUUGUACAAUGACCAGAGGCCACUCGAGGAUAUGGGCGACAGAUGGUUUAAUGAAAGUGGAAGCAGAGGGGGGCAUACCAAGGGUGUUGUGCUGCUGGAUAAGAAUCAGGGGUUUUGGCUGGUCCACAGCACGCCUCGUUUCCCCCCAGUACAGAAAGAAGGGCCGUAUUCUUACCCGGGCACUGGUGUGAUCAACGGACAGAACUUCAUCUGUGUCACAUAUCCACUGGAGCGCUUUCAGACCAUUGGAGAACAGUUGCAGAUAAACCAGCCUAACGUGUACGACUGUGAUGUUCCUGCCUCCUUGGCUAGUCUGGUGCCCUCCAUAGCUGCUGUGUGUAAGAAGAACCAAAUGGCCAACAGCAUAUUUCCCUACACCAGGCCUGCAGCCAACCGCAGCAUGUCUCUCACCUCAUUGGGUGGAACAAAAUUCAUAAGUUUUGCAAAAGGAGCAUCGUUCAAUAAUGACCUGUACCACUCCUGGGUCGCCCCCACCCUCCAGUCCAACCUUCUGGUCCAGUUCUGGGUGCGCUCGACGGGCAUACUCCCAUCGGAUUGCACCCGGGGCUGGAAAGUCUUAGACAUCACCAGCCUCUCCCCAGGCCAGAAGUUCACCUACAAAGCCAGCCAGGACCACUCAAAGUGGGCCAUCAGCACCAAGGGGAACUGGGUAUGCGUGGGCGACAUUAACCGCAACCAGGCGGAGGAGAAGCGUGGAGGCGGGACAGUGUGCCAGCAGGACGCCCUGGUGUGGAAGGCGUACAGGAUGGCAGCGCUGCAGUGUCAGAUGUGUGGGGGAACCAUAGCAGACUGUGCCACCUCUGUGGGGUGAGGUACGGCACCUACAGGGAGAUGUUGUUAUGUCAGUCAUCUCUGAGUGGAAAUUUUGCACAAAUCUAUUUUUAUCAUGCCUACUGAAACAAAAUUGAAAUGCUGCUUCUGAUCAUGACUAACAUUUUUUACAUGUCAAACAGGUGCACUUUGCUUUGAGGUUGUUACUGUAGCAACCAGUGGUAGCUUUCUGGCCACUGAUGUUUAGCUGUAUAUUUUUAACUGACUGAAAUGUUGAAGAAAUCAAUAUGGAUUAGAGAUUUGUGUAGUAGUGUACAUGGGAAUGUGGAAUAGUUCGUCUGGCAUUAUAAAAACAUGAUCCUAUUCAACCUUUUGAUACGAAUGCAAAUAUAACUUGUAUGCCAAUGAAUGUGUAAGUUCAUUCAACGAUAAUUGUUGACAAAUCUCAGGUUUUUUAUGUUUUGUAUGUGCCUUUGUGAUUGCAACUAAUUAUUUGGAUCAAUUUGUGGUCGAGUGGUAUUGUUAGAUGUAAUGUAUGUGUAUGCUUGGUUUUGGUACUGUUGUUGAAAUGUAGUUCCCUUUUCUGAUAUAAAGAUGAGAAAAAGCAAAAACGA
Molecule: messenger RNA, 1774 nt
Organism: Osmerus eperlanus (European smelt)
Lineage: Eukaryota; Metazoa; Chordata; Actinopteri; Osmeriformes; Osmeridae
Gene: dnase2
Product: deoxyribonuclease II, lysosomal
Exons: 7
Coding region: 64-1200 (378 amino acids)
Biological process (GO): apoptotic DNA fragmentation
Molecular function (GO): deoxyribonuclease II activity
Source: RefSeq, a predicted model, not a curated record